Molecule: messenger RNA, 1503 nt
Organism: Penicillium subrubescens
Lineage: Eukaryota; Fungi; Ascomycota; Eurotiomycetes; Eurotiales; Aspergillaceae
Exons: 4
Coding region: 1-1503 (500 amino acids)
Biological process (GO): DNA-templated transcription; regulation of DNA-templated transcription
Cellular component (GO): nucleus
Molecular function (GO): DNA binding; DNA-binding transcription factor activity, RNA polymerase II-specific; zinc ion binding
Source: RefSeq, a predicted model, not a curated record
AUGUCGGCCGACAAGAUUCAAAUGAAGGCGGAACUUGCCUGUUUGAUGUGCAAGACCAGGAAGAAGAAAUGCGACAAGGCUCUCCCGCGUUGCGGAUAUUGUACAGGGAAGAACCUGAAAUGUCGAUAUCAGGAUUCACGUCUAAAUGCCGCCAAGCGAUAUGUGCAUCUCGACCGCCUGAACCAUGUUGCCAAGGCCUCGAUCUUCCUUAUGGAUACAUUAUCUUCUGUCGACCUUUCGAGCUAUAUCCCGGUCGACGAACUCUCCGAGAUGAAAAGUAUGGACGUUUUUAUCAGCGCACAAGUACAUCGCAUAGUUCAUGCAACUGGUCGAUUUGUCAGCGAUAUAAUCGAGCAAUUCUUCGGCGGGAUAUACCGCUUCGUCCCAAUCGUCAGCCGCAAUCGCAUCCAAGAAGUGAUCGCUGGAAUACCAGUCACCACACCGCCGGCCGAUUUUUCUAUUCUACUACUCACUAUAUGUCUGACAACGUAUCAUCCAAAGCCACUCGAGAAGUCGUUACCAGGUAUCGACCACGAUUCAUUGUAUAUCGCCACCAAGUCCCUUUUCAGUAAGGUGCAGACGGCUACCUCCGCGCAAGGCCAGCCAUCCCUAUCACUUGUGCAAGCAGGUAUUUUGAUCGCAGUUUACGAGUAUGCGCGGGGAAUGGUAGAUAGCUCAUAUCUCUCUAUUGGUGCCUGCGCGCGCAUGGGAUAUGCUGCUGGCAUCCAUGAACGGACAAGACUGCCCGGAAAAGGAACGCUCUCAAAGGAGGAAGGCAACACUUGGUGGUCGAUACUAAUAUAUGAAAGAUUAAUUUGUUGUGAUGUGACAACGUCUCAGGACCAGCCAUUUGCCGCCACCAUGCCUGGACCAGAUGCGCUACUUCCAACAGAGCCAAAGGAAAUUGACAGAGCUGAUCGUCUAGAACCUCAAUCAGUUACUAUUAGCUCACUAAGCACUGAAGAGGGCAUUAGCCCACUUGGACGUGCAGCCCAAGGGGUCUGGAUUCUCGACCAGGUUCUCCAGACAAUCCGUAUGGAACAAACGAAGUGCAAACUAGCCCGACUGACUGAAUUAAAUGAUACACUUCAAUCAUUUAUGAUGACUCUCAUGCGCCAACUAUAUGGUGGUCAUGAGCUUUUGUGUGGCUCGAUAGCAGUGGUGAUCAGGACUCUUUUCCUACUCAACGAGAAAAUAGCUGCAGAACAGCUUGAACAAACACUAGAUAUCAAUAGCUGGUGGCAAGAAAGAAUUGAACAGUCCCAGGCCGCGCUCACCACAGCUACGAAGAUGAUGGUUGAUAUUGUGAAGAGUGACUCACUGGCUAGCCCACCAUGUGCCUGGCCUCCGAGUCGUUUGCAUCGGCUUCGAGCUGCACUUAGACACCUCAAACAGCAGCCGUACUUACGGAAAGAAAGUUGGUAUGAUGAUGCCGAGGGUCGUCUUCGCGAGGCGCUGGAUGAGGUUUGUUGGUACUGGAGUGUGGACCGCAGUAACUUAUGA